This is a messenger RNA of Ostertagia ostertagi, 156 nucleotides long. NCBI's taxonomy places the organism in Eukaryota, Metazoa, Nematoda, Chromadorea, Rhabditida, Trichostrongylidae. The record is from the annotation of a GenBank genome assembly.
AUGAGAACAAAACGCAUGACCUUAGCUGAAGAUGACAUCAUCGAAAAACUGGUCAAUAAAACCGAAGGGUACUCGGGAGCUGAGCUGGUUGCCGUUUGUCGUCAAGCUGCACUUCUUGCAAUGAGAGAGAACAUAAACGCAACGGAGGUGCGGUGG